AUGGCAGAUGGGAAGUGGGACAACCAGGUGCCAAGGCCACAAGGGCAGGGGCGGGAGGGGCGGCGGCGGCGGCGGGCCGGAGUCGGGCACCGCGCCGCCGGCCGAGAGGCCCCAGACAUUCCACGCCAGCCGCGGGAAUGCACUGAGCAGGCGGCGCGCGGCCCCGGACGGGUUCGCUGGGCGGGGCCUACGGCCGAGGGGCGGGACCGAAGGCUGCGGGGCGGGGCCCACGGCCGCGGGACCUUUAAAUUGGCCGCCCGGGAGCGGCGCACGGGCCCACGACUGACCCAGCCAGCGAGGGAGCGACGACCCCCGACGCACACGGGCAGCAGCGCCAAGCCCACGAUGCUGCGACAUCUGCCGGGACUGCUCCUGCUGCUCUGGCAGCUGCUGCUGCUGCCACCCCCCGCCGUCCCCGGCCCCCUGGACCGCCCCAGCUUCCUGAGGUUGGGGACCCGCGGCCCAGGGGGCAGCCCCGGACGCCGUCCCGCUCCGGCCGCCCCCACCGGCACGCCCUAUUCUGGGGCCGGCCAGCACGGCGGGGCCCGCGGCGCAGGUGUUUGCAAGAGCAUGCCCUUGGACUUGGUGUUUAUCAUUGAUAGUUCUCGUAGUGUACGGCCUCUGGAGUUCACCAAAGUAAAAACCUUUGUCUCACGGGUAAUUGACACUCUGGACAUCGGGCCGGCAGACACGCGGGUGGCAGUGGUGAACUACGCCAGCACCGUGAAGAUCGAGUUCCAUCUCCAGACCCACUCGGAUAAGCAGUCCCUGAAACAGGCCGUGGCGCGGAUCACACCCUUGUCCACAGGGACCAUGUCGGGCCUGGCCAUUCAGACAGCGAUGGACGAAGCUUUCACAGUGGAGGCAGGAGCUCGGGGACCCGCUUCCAACAUCCCUAAGGUGGCCAUCAUUGUGACAGAUGGGCGGCCCCAGGAUCAGGUGAAUGAAGUGGCGGCUCGGGCCCAGGCAUCCGGUAUUGAGCUGUACGCCGUGGGCGUGGACCGGGCAGACAUGGAGUCCCUCAGGAUGAUGGCCAGUGAGCCCCUGGACGAGCACGUUUUCUAUGUGGAGACCUAUGGGGUCAUUGAGAAACUUUCCUCUAGAUUCCAGGAAACCUUUUGUGCUCUGGACCCAUGCGCGCUGGGCACACACCAGUGCCAGCAUGUGUGUGUCAGUGACGGGGAAGGCAAGCACCACUGUGAGUGCAGCCAAGGAUAUUCCUUGAAUGCCGAUAAGAAGACGUGUUCAGUUAUUAAUAAGUGUGCUCUUAACACUCACGGCUGUGAACACAUCUGUGUGAACGACAGAAAUGGCUCUUAUCAUUGUGAGUGCUAUGAAGGUUAUACCUUAAAUGAAGACAGGAAAACGUGUUCGGCUCAAGAUCAGUGUGCUUUGGGCACACACGACUGUCAGCACAUUUGUGUGAAUGACAGAGCUGGGUCUCAUCACUGUGAAUGCUACGAGGGCUACACUCUGAAUGAAGAUAAAAAAACGUGUUCAGUUCGUAACCAGUGUGCACUGGGCUCUCAUGGGUGCCAGCACAUCUGUGUGAAUGACGGGGCCGCGUCUUACCACUGCGAUUGUUAUACUGGCUACACCUUGAAUGAAGACAAGAAGACAUGUUCUGCCAUUGCAGAAGCACGAAGACUCAUCUCCACAGAAGAUGCUUGUGCAUGUGAAGCCACACUGGCAUUCCAGGAUAAGGUCAGCUCAUAUCUGCAGAAACUGAACACCAAGCUUGAUGACAUUUUGGAGAAGUUGCAAGCAAAUGAAUAUGGACAAAUACAUCGUUAAAUUCCUCAAUUUUUUUACCUGGAAAUAUGAAGCAUUUGGUGUAUUUAAUACUUUGGCAUACUCCAGUGUUCCUGCUAGUAAUCUGCCAUUACUAAUGCUUUAAUGUUACUGGAUAAGUAGUAUGAGGAUCUUCUGGAGAAUCUGUAUCAUUUUUCUAAGGAAAUAAAUGUCCCUUAUUAAGAGCAAAUUUUAGUGUCUCUAAGCUAUUACUGUGAAAUGGUAGGAAACAGAGUGAAAAGUUUCAUAAUUUCUUUCUUUCUUUCUUUACUAAUUGAGCCAUUUAAUUUUUAAAUGUUUAUAUUAGUAAGAUA
Molecule: messenger RNA, 2105 nt
Organism: Globicephala melas (long-finned pilot whale)
Lineage: Eukaryota; Metazoa; Chordata; Mammalia; Artiodactyla; Delphinidae
Gene: MATN3
Product: matrilin 3
Molecular function (GO): calcium ion binding
Source: RefSeq, a predicted model, not a curated record